AUGCUCGACGACGACGACGGCACCACCACCACCACCACCACCACCACCCCCGACGUCCCUAGCGCCGCGCUCGUCCCCCUUUCGCCCUUCGACCCCGCCUGGCGACCGAUCCUCCACGUCUCGAACCAGGUCGUGCUCUACAACCCCACCUCCCACGCGCUCACCAUCCACAGCUCGCACCCGCACGCCCCCGCGCGCCCCCGGCGCCGCCCGCGCAUAUGCCCGUACUGCGCGCGGCCGCUGCCGCCAGGCUUUGCGCGUGCGCGCGAGGACGGCCGCGAGUUUGGAAUUGAUACGGACAUUAAUAUGGAUAUGGACAUGGUUUCGCGCGCGCCGAACUAUUUCCAGCUGCUCGAGGUCGCGAAUGAAACCGCGAGCCGGUCGGGCACGCCGCCGCCCUACCGCGUUGAGGCGGCGCGUGCCUCCUCCUCCUCGUCUCGCUCUCUCAGGGGGUGGGGCGCGGGCGGGGGGUUGAGGCCCGGGUCGAUGGCGGAGGGGUACUUUAAUGCUUUCUUCAAGGAAGAGGCCCGCUUGGGCAUGGGCGCCAACGGCAGCGUCUACCUCUGCCAGCACGUGCUCGACGGCAACCCCCUCGGCCACUUUGCGGUCAAGAAGAUUGCGGUCGGCGAGUCGAGCGCGUACCUCCUCCAGAUCCUGCGCGAGGUCCGCCUCCUCGAGACUCUCCGCCACCCAAACGUCGUCUCGUACCACCACGCGUGGCUUGAGUCCACCCGCUUCUCCCAGUUCGGGCCCACAGUGCCCACUUUGCACGUUCUCAUGCAAUGGGCCGAAGGCGGCUCCCUCGACGACCUCAUCGACACGCGCCUCGGCCGCCCCACCCACCUCCCCGCCUUUCCCCCCUCGUCCCCCUCCUCCCCCUCUUCUCCCACACCCUCUUCUUCCUCCCCGGCCUCCCCUGAUCACCAAAGCUCCCAAGGCGAGCACCACCACACGACGGAGCACCGGCACCAGCACUCCCGCUCCGCCCGCAUCCGCGCCUUUCGCGCGCUCCAGCGCGCCCCGCCGGAGGACAAGGCGCGCUUGCGCGAGAAGCUCGGGCUUGGCGCUGGCUCUCCCGGCGCGGGUGCUGCUGGAGGAGGAGGAGCGGGAGCAGGAGCGGGGGGCGCGGGCGCGUGGAAGGCGGUGCAUCUGUUCAGCGCGGAGGAGGUGCGCGGGCUGUUUUCGGACGUGGUAGAGGGGCUUGCGUUCUUGCACGACAAGUCGAUCCUCCAUCUCGACCUCAAGCCGGGGAACGUCCUCUUGACGUGGGAUGAAGGCAAGCUCAUCCCCCGCGCGAUGCUAUCUGAUUUCGGGACCUCGCGCGACAUGAUUCACAGCACACGCGCGCGCUCUGGGAACACUGGGACCCUCGAAUACACUGCGCCCGAAUCCCUCCCGUCGCCCCUCACCGGCCGCCUCCAGCAGGUCGACUCCAAGGCCGACAUGUGGUCCCUCGGCAUGCUCCUCCACAAGCUGCUCUUCUUCCGCCUGCCGUACCGCUGGGCCGCGCAGGGCGACCGCGACGAGGCCGCCCCUGGGCCCGCGCCUGCGUCGCCGGAAAGCGAUAUGGAUAGGCUUGAGAGGGAGGUGUUGGGGUACAAAGGGUUCAAGAGCACCCCAGAGCUCGAGACGACCUUCACCGCGCGCCGCCUCCCAGGCUCCUACCCGAUCCUCCUCGAGAGCCUCCUCAACGUCGCCCCCGGCGCACGUCCAUCCUGCGAGCGCGUCCUCGCCGCCCUCCACGACGGCAAGGUGCGUCGCCCCUCCCCCAUCCCUCAUCUCCAUCGUGUCUCCGCUAUCAGUUAUUGA
Heterobasidion irregulare TC 32-1 is the source of this 1809-nucleotide messenger RNA. RefSeq lists its product as uncharacterized. Bases 1 to 1809 code for a protein of 602 amino acids. Gene Ontology annotation, molecular function: protein kinase activity; ATP binding. The record is from RefSeq and is a predicted model, not a curated record. Gene Ontology annotation, biological process: protein phosphorylation. Lineage: Eukaryota; Fungi; Basidiomycota; Agaricomycetes; Russulales; Bondarzewiaceae. The transcript has 11 exons.